Molecule: messenger RNA, 626 nt
Organism: Neodiprion virginianus
Lineage: Eukaryota; Metazoa; Arthropoda; Insecta; Hymenoptera; Diprionidae
Exons: 4
Coding region: 45-626 (193 amino acids)
Source: RefSeq, a predicted model, not a curated record
UUUAAUUUAUUAAUGUUUUAUUUUCAACAACCAAUUAUUAAAAAAUGGUGAAGUUGUGUUAUUUAUGUAAUAGAAAAGCAUCAAGAGCUGACAAUAUUUCAUUGCAUCAAUUUCCUAAAAAUUUGGAGAUUCGUAUGAAGUGGCUAAAUGCUUGUGGAUUAACUAUAAAUGAUGAUGUAAGGAGAACGUGCAUAUGUUCCAGACAUUUCAAAACUGAUGAUGUUUGUCAAUCAAAUGUUUUUGGAGCUGUUAAAUCUUCUAUAAAACAUGACUCCUAUAAACAAUCUGAUUCAAAUGAAUUUAUGGAAAAUGCAAUCACAAAUUCUGACAACGAUGACAAAAAUACUGACGAAAAUACUUCUCCAAGUCAAUGUCGAAAGCGUAGAUUUUUCGAGCCCCGUCAUGUGAGUGAAAUAUCGGAAUUAGAUUUUGCAACACCCAAAAGGGCUAACAGAACCAUUUCUUUGAUAAAAAAUACUGAUCAGAAAAGAAGAGAAAAAAUAAGACAGCUACAGAGGCAAACAAGGAAUCUUGAAAGAAAAAUUAAAUCUUUGAAAGAUUUAGUAAAUCAUCUUAAGGAGAACCGUAUGUUAACUGAUGAAAGUGGUGAUGCUCUGAUGGUAUAG